Zootoca vivipara (common lizard) is the source of this 2859-nucleotide messenger RNA. Lineage: Eukaryota; Metazoa; Chordata; Lepidosauria; Squamata; Lacertidae. The record is from RefSeq and is a predicted model, not a curated record.
AUGGAACCACACACGUCCGAAAGUGACGAGCUGGAGGCCGUAAGACAUGAACUCGAGGUUUUAGAGCUAUGGGCUGAUGAUCCUUACCAAAGAUGCAAUCGGAGGAGGAACAUGAACAACGAAACGGGUCGGGACUCUUGGAUACGCGAGGCGUGUAGCCGAGCUGCCUUGGCUUCCAACCAAGUGCUCACCUUCGCAGCUGCUCCGCCGGUGACCGUGUUAUCCGUGGAGAGGUAUCUGAAGGAUACCACCAAGAAGACACGCGCCGGCUACUUUCCUGCUAGCAGGGUAUCCACGCGUUCCACUUCCUCCAGAGAAGUGAGAGCUCCUGCUCUUUUCGCCUCGCCAGCAGACCCGUAUACCAGCGAGGCGACCACUUCUGCCGGUGCCACCAACGAGGUGCCCAGUCCCAAUCCUUUCACCAGCGAGGUGACCACUUGUGCCUCUUCCAUCACCAAGGCACCCAAGCGUACUGGCUUCCAAUACCUCUAUGAUGUGACUAUCUCCGACGGCGUGUACCGGGAGAGAUGCUUUCUGGCCCCUGAGUUGAGCCGCUUGGUGCACACCAAUGCCCUUCGCUGUGGCCUGCGGGUGAAAAUCACAGAGGGUUCGUGCGCUUUCGUUCAUAAGUUUGGUACCUGGCUUAUGAGCAUAGAACAGCUUGAAGUUGUUGGCGCGGCCAGUGGAGGUGAUGCUGCCCGAGGUCAAGAGCUUCCCGAGUACAAAAUGAAGGCGCUCAUACCGCUGACGGGGAGUUGGACGUACUAUCUUCCACUGUGGAAUAAUGAAGAUCCGUAUGGGGAAACAUGGCCGGGGGAAAAGACUUCACAAAAAGCAGUUCCAGAUGGUGAGUUGACUGCUGCAGGGUGGGUCAUCCAUAGUGGGUUUUUUGAAUCUCUUGUUGUUUUCCUAGACACUGCAAUAACAACUCUUGCAAAUCUGGAGGAAGACUUUGGCGACAAAAUAGGCAAUAAGAUUAAAACUGGCCCCCAUCCUAUUAUCAUUAAAAUAACCCAAAGGGGGAGACUUCAGUACUAUGGAAAGUCCAGUCUGGCUGUUGAUAAGCCGUUCCAGGCAUCCUUCAAAGUAGCUGACCAUUCCGGUUCUAUGCCCAUGGUGCUGUGGAAUGAGUUGUGUUAUGAUUGGUAUAACAGUAUGGAGGUUGGCACUGUGCUGCUUCUGGAAAACUAUGGUGUUAAAAGAAGUCACCUUUUAAAAACAAAGCCAACUCUUGGAGCCAUUGGCACGAAAAAAUCGUUCUCAAUAGAACUAACACUAAAUGCUGGGCAAAGACCUACAGUUAUUACCAUCAUUCCAGAAAAUGAAGUUAAAGCGCAAUGGAGAUUGCCCAAAAUUAACUAUCGGUUUAUCCCAAGAUCCAGGUUGCAUGUCACACCAUACGCGGAUGACUGUGAUGUAGUUGGGCUUGUGAAAUUUGUGGGAAGGACUGAGCGCAAAAGAAAAACAGAGUGUGGAGAAAACUUUUUGAUCUAUCGUUGGGUGAUGGUUGCUGAUGGAACCUCAGACAAGACUUUCAUUCUGCAAUUGUUUUCUUCAUCUCAGCCUGACAUAUUUGAGAAAAUCCACCCAAUGUCACAUUUCGUAUGUACACACAUGAAGGUGAUCGAAGAGAUUGCAGAGAAUGGCUCCUCUACAUUUUACCUGAGAACUACUGAUGAAAGUCAAAUGUCUAUUUCAGAGUGGCACAAAGGCCAGCCAUAUGAAAAAGAAGGCAGAGUAAAAAGCGUUGCUCAGUGGAUGAGAACUCAGCAGGAACCAUCUCAUAUGAAGGAAACUUUCAUGGGUGGAUAUUAUCCUUUGCCACCAGCCCCAGACACUUUUCUGAAGUACUGUAACACUGCUGCAGUUGAUCAAGUGUUGAAAACCGUCAAUGAAAUUGGGGAGGAGAUUCAAAAAAUGCACUACAGGGAACACAAACGCUUUGCUAUUCAGGGGAUAAUUGGUGCUAUAAAAUAUAUCGACUGCACCAAGAUAUCUCCUGAUGCCUCAGUUGGGGCACCAGAACAGACCAGCCAAGAAUCUGCAGCAGGAACAUCUGCACAAACCUCCCAAUUACCUGAACAGCAACCUACAGAACCCAGAAAGUGUCGAGCAAAGAGAAAGAUUAGGACUGUGGAGUCAGAUGAAGAUCAGCAGGAUGCAUCACCAGCAGAAAGAAGUGCUCAAGUGCGAAAGAAGCGCAGGAGAAGCGCUUCCAAGGCUGGUUCUGUAAAUCUUCCACCAAGUUAUUGGGAAAAUAGCCUCUGGGCUAGAAUGAAAAACAACGUAGAGCAGCACUUGCAUUACAGCAGCGUUUUCCCAGAAAGCUUUCCUUUGAAAUUUAAUUAUGAAAAUUCAGAUUCUCUCAUGCAACUGUACAAUCUCCAAGCAGCCAAAUACAAAGAUGUACCAACUGGAGAAGCUGAAAAUGAGUAUGCCUGUCCUUAUGAAUACUAUCAAGUGACUAUUAUCGGAAUGGAUUAUGACACAGCUAUAGAUGUUGCCCUCCUGCCUGUGUGUUACCCUGAAAAUUCAGACUUACUUCAAGCAGCAGGCAUGCAGUGUGCAACACUGAAGUUGCCUCAUACAAGUCAGCGGGAGACUGCUCGUGGACUUUCUCGUGGGCUGAGGAGAACACCUCUGAUCUUCAUUCUGGAUGUCUGCUCUUUGGGGGAAGAGAAAGUCGAAGUCUUUCUUAACAAAGUGUAUAGAGUGACAGGUGUGAAUGUGGUCUGUUUGGGGUGGACUCUCCUGUGGCAGAUGCAAGGGGGCUGGUGGUCAUUCCCAAUUCCACCAACCACCAAGCCUGCACUUGGAACACUGAGUUUGCUGCCGUCGCAUCGCCAUGGGUUGCCCUGA